Molecule: messenger RNA, 852 nt
Organism: Hydra vulgaris (swiftwater hydra)
Lineage: Eukaryota; Metazoa; Cnidaria; Hydrozoa; Anthoathecata; Hydridae
Source: RefSeq, a predicted model, not a curated record
CUUAAAUAAAUCGCAUCGGUUUCUCAUAUUUCAACUUUUUUUUGUUAUCAAAAGUAAAACAAAGUUUCUGUAUUAAAACUGUAGAAAGUCUGACACUGUGAUCUGAAAGUAUUGCCAGCUUACGAAAAUAUUCUGACAUUAACGAAACAAUCUUGUAGCUCUGCUAGCAUAUUGAAGAGCUUUAAAUAUGUCGUACAACCUAUUUGUUCACAUUGAGUUGAAAAUUCUUAAACGUCAAAAAAGCAGUUAUUUUGUCGAAUAAUUGAAAGAAUAAAAUAAAAUGAAGAAUCUAGAAGUUAUAACAUCAACAUUUUUUUUAAACUGCCUUCUUGUUGCCUCGUUUUACGAAGUCAAAGAAAGCAGCAAAAAUGAAGUUCAGUUUACAAGUUUUAUCUCAAUGUCGCACAAUACCCUAACUGACAACAAAACAAGCAUAAAAUGUUUAUAUGAAAAGGUUGAACAAAGUGUAAAAAAUUUGCUUAGCAUGAAACAGAAAGCCUCAAAUGAGAAACGAAAUAAAAGAUCUCAACUGAAUCAAAAUGAACCGAAUUUGAUGUGCUCUGAAGAACAAAUCGCCAUAACAAAUGAAAGCGGUACUUACGAGAUUGUAAUGAAGUUCAAUUCCAACAAAGUUGACUAUUUCAAACUAGCAAACUUUGUUAUAUCAAAAGAAUGUGUAUCAAAGAGUGCAUUACCGUGUAAAACAAAGUAUGAAACGAGAAAAUACGCAAAGUUGAAUAUAACCGGAGGAACAGCCAGCCUUAUCGGAAAUAUUAAACAGCUUGAAGUUGGAAUUUGUUGUCAAUGUUUUUAAAAGUAUUUCACAUUUAUAAUAAAUAAUUUUAUAUUUUA